AUGGCGCAGGCGCAACAAGAAGAAGAAGAUGAAUUCGAUCCCCGGCUUGACUUCAUCAUGAAUUAUCUCAUAAAAUCCUUACGAAUAAAGCCCGAGAAAUGGCUUAAAAUGAUUAACACUGACGAAUUUAAGGUGUUCAUUCCUCUCUUAACUAGUCAACCAGGAUGGCCUCAAGUAGUUGUGGAAGAUGUUAGAGAACACAUGUACAGGAUGAAAAAUGCCACUUACGAAAUGAUUGGCAAGAUGGAAGGAAAAACACUCCUCCCAAUGCCUAUGGGUGUGGAGAGAGUGCAUGAAGUCCAACAGGCAAUAAUAUCAAGUGGAGGGCAAGAUGUGGACCUGCCUCUAAAGAGAGCCAUAGAGCAGAUGGUGGUAAAAUGGGGAACUCAGGUCAAAGAAAUACUAAACCAGAACUCAAGCUCUGUAUUUGAGAAAACACUCCACCCUGCACCUAGCGAAGAAAUUGAUUUCUGGAAUGCUCGUCUUAAAAACCUUGAAAGUAUCUACCACCAGCUGAGAGACCCACGCGUAGCCAAAAUGGCAUCAAUUUUGGAAUUGACAGAAAGUGUGUACUGCAAGAACUACAAAGAGCUAUUCAUUAAUGUAUUUGAAGCUGUGCUUGAAGCUCGUGAAAUUUCAGCAUUCAUGAAGGCCUUAAAACCACAGUUUGAUGUAAUUGAAAGCACAGAUUUCAAUGAAGUUCGCCCACAUCUGAAACCACUGAUGCAUGUUGUUUGCUUGACGUGGGGCUACUGUAGACAUUAUUGUAAUAAUACAAGAAUUAUUCUGCUUCUGCGUGAAAUUUGCAACAUGCUGGUUCAGCAGGCAUCAAAAUACCUUGACCCUGGAUCUCUUUUCCAAGGAGAGACUGAAGAAUCUUUAGCUAGAGUAGCUCAGUGUAUUGAGUCUCUGCAUAUUUUUCGGCAAAUUUUUGAGGAAAGUCGUCAGAAUAUUGCGUCAUAUUUCCCUGAAGAUGUACAACCCCAGUACUGGAAUUUUGGUGGAAGUCUUGUUUUUGAGUACAUGGAUAAAUUUAUAGAACGACUCAAUGCUGUGAAAGAUUUGUUUGCAACAUCGCUUGAAUUUCAGAAACUUGAAAAAGUAGAAGUUGGAGGGAUCAGAGCGAGAUGGCUUAGCCCAAGAGUUGAGAGUAUAUUUGCAGAGUUUGAAGAACUAUAUUCAUUUUUCAGUGGGGUACCAUAUGAUCCUUUGGACCCUGAUGAUGCCAGUUUUGAGAAAGAUUACACAAUGUUUCGUAACAGGAUUAGAGAUUUUGAUAACAGAUUGGCUGCUAUUUGCAGCCAAGCAUUUGAUGACUGUGUUAAUGUUGAAGCUAUUUUGAAGUUCAUCUACAUGAUGGGAAGCCUCCUUGAUCGUGAAGUUAUCAAAGCAUCAGUUGAACCAAAAUAUCAUAGACUGUAUGAUUUGCUACAUUCUGAGCUGGAUACAGUAAAGUCAUCUACUGAGUAG
Molecule: messenger RNA, 1470 nt
Organism: Schistocerca piceifrons (Central American locust)
Lineage: Eukaryota; Metazoa; Arthropoda; Insecta; Orthoptera; Acrididae
Product: dynein beta chain, ciliary-like
Exons: 10
Coding region: 1-1470 (489 amino acids)
Source: RefSeq, a predicted model, not a curated record